Molecule: messenger RNA, 10229 nt
Organism: Folsomia candida
Lineage: Eukaryota; Metazoa; Arthropoda; Collembola; Entomobryomorpha; Isotomidae
Exons: 18
Coding region: 4471-10146 (1891 amino acids)
Biological process (GO): transmembrane transport; monoatomic ion transport
Cellular component (GO): membrane
Molecular function (GO): monoatomic ion channel activity; protein-containing complex binding
Source: RefSeq, a predicted model, not a curated record
AACCCAAACUCGACCAGAAGCCACGGAUUGCGUAACAGCUUUUCGCCCGUGUCGUCUUCUUCUUCUUCUCCUCUGCCACACCACCCGCCCGAAAAGAUUGGGCAGGCAGGAAGGAAGGCAUGGAUGGAUGAAAGUGAGUUUUUUGUGCAAUUUCUCCAUCCUUCGUCAUUCCUGGACUGUUGGCUGCUUGGUUGGUUGACUGACCGUUGUCUGGCUGGAUUCGAGAGAGUUACAUUACAUUACGGCCGAAAUAACUUUGAUGCAGCUAGUCAGCUAGAACGCGAGUCAAGGGUGCCCACCUCGCUGAGCACGGUGAUGGCAUUAUAGAUUUCGGCCUUCCUUCUCCUCCUCCUCACUACUUAAUUAAUUCGGGAACAAGGAUUGCACGACAUAAAAAUCCAGACUCAAUGUUAUCCCGUUAUUUGGCCGGAUCAAGUUUACGACUUCCGGGAAUUUAUUGUCGUAAAAUAUCUGAAAAAUGUGUGGUGCGAAUUUCAAUCGGUGGCAUUACUGGAGAUACGAUUUACUGCUGGGGUGACAUUAGUUUUCACGCAUUUUUUUGUACUAUGUAUCUACAUAAUAAAUAUGUGAGUCCUCGUUUUUCAAGCUUCAGGCAGAUCUCAUUUUAUCCGUGGAAGUAGAAACAGUUGGGAAACAAGCCUUGAAAAACAAAGUUACGCCAAUCAUGAAAACAACCCGAUUAUGAAUAACAUAUCCCCCGAGAAAGAGGAGUAGUGGGCUCUCUUUGUCAUAUUUCUCAGGCUUACUCCAGAUUAUAAUCACUUUUCAAGCAACAUUUGUUUCAUCCAGGGAGUUGUCGAUGGCACGGAGAAAGAGAGAACGAGCCAGUGCCCCUAUUUAUCCCUAAUCCGCAGAGACUAGAUUCCCCGAAAAUCUCGACCCUUAGAUCUGUGCACGUUGAAAGUGGCCCUGUUCGAGACCCGUUGAACAAAUACACGCGAAUUUUCAUUUCCUUUUAUCACACUCUCCUCAUCAAAUAAAGUUUAUGAGGCGGUCGCUCCAAGGAGGGACGUAUAAGUCCGUAUUCGCACAAGUACAAGAUCCACGGCGUGUAGGUUUCGCUAGAUAAAGAGUUGUUGCAGCUGAGCUCCUGCUUGUGGGUGAUCAUGGCCUGCUGGAGAAUUAUCUGCCUCCGCAGCCUCGUGCAGAAAGUAGGGAACCACCACACGACCCGGACGGAUAAGACAACCAACAAGGCGUGGUGGGCAUGUGAUUCAUUCUCGUGCGAAAUAUAUGUUGGUCAGUUUCGUGUUGUGGUUUUAAUGGGACGACACAACCAACCAAACGACUCAUCUUGUACAUGCUUUUUCCUAAUACUUUCACCAAAUGAGAGCCUGGCUGUAAUGUGUGGGUUCCAAGAGCUGGCCAUGGUGUACGAGUAGUACGAGUCGACCUGCUUGUCUGCCUGUGGUUGGUUGGUUUAGUGUUGCCAAAUCGUGUCAUAAAAUAAAAAUAAAAGAGCUCCAGUCUCAUUCUCUCCAAAUCUAAUUACUGCAAAGACCGUCGUGUCCCCUUCCACGGAAGCAGCGCGGCUUUAAAGAGGAGGAGAAGCCCGCACAAAAUGCUUUCACUUUUAUUUAAGUUUUUCACCCUUGUUUCGUCCGUAUCUUGCAGUGGCAGCCAUAAGUAGCGGAUUCAUUGCUGGGUUGGUUAGUUGGCUGGCCGUGGGUAUAGGGAAACAUGUAUAUUGCCGAGUGUGAGUGAGUCAGGGCAUGGUGAACUGUCAACUCGUAAACACUUAAGUUGUAACAUUUGGCACUUGUUUCGCCCUUUGAUCUCCAAACCACAUCACUCUCCAUGCUCAUUUGCUCACGUUCAUCAUCUCUCCGUCGUCGAGGAUGCUUGCUCAACCAGCUCAACUCUUCCUUCAUCUUCACUUCAUUUAACGCUCGUGUUUGCUCCGUGUGUGGGAAUGUUUGCGAAUUGUGUCCUCUCAUUCUCUCACUUUAUUGUGUGAGCAAAUCCAAAAAGUGAGUUAAUCAUUUCGUCCUCCAAGGACACACACAUUCCUUGCCGCCAACACUUUCUCUUCAAAGCAGGAGUUUAAACUAAAAGGAAAAAGGACUCAAGCAUGAGAAGCGAGUCAAAGAUUGCCAAAGGAGAGCGUUGCAUAAGACUGCGUGGGUUGAAUUUUGACAAUAUGGCCCAAUUUCCCCAAGGGGAGUGAGCCCUGAGUAAAUAAAUUGGAAUACAAUUUCGAUAAUGAGUUUGCCCCGUUUCUAAUAUCUCGCCAGAAAUAAGUUUCUCAGAAAUUUUGACCCAUUUCUAAAGCAGCUUUAUGUAUGUAGAACGGGAUUUUUGCACUGAUCUCGAGAACCCUUGAAGGAGUUGCAAAGCUAUUAAAUCGACUCUAUGCUGUUAGCAAUUCGUAUUCAUGCUCUACUCCACUGUCAUCAAAUACUCAUUAGCUCGUUCAAAAUUAGCAGCCAACAAGCCCGUAUUUAUUUUAAGUUUUUCUUAUCUCCGCUCCAGGCAAAUUAGGCGGUUUGGUUUUUAGGAUUUGUGAAAGUUAAUUUGCAAUUCUACGGGGAUCUCUAUGAUUAGAGAGAGAGAGAGAGAGAGGAAAAAAUCUUGGGAAGGAUCACGACUUGGAAGAUAAUAUCUCAUCAUUACCAUACCAGAAGCUCGUCGAGACGAAUUCCAGCUAAAGGUCGUCGCUAUGUGCCUUCAGCGCCACCCUCUCGGCGCGUCCAUGUCUGUGUUAAACUCAUUAAAAUAAAUGAGAUUGGCUCGACGAGCGAAGGAGCAGCAUGGCGAUGGUGUUUAAUUUGCUGCUUCUUCUAUUAAUUACUUUUUCAUCCCAUUGUAUGCAUCAAUACCCGUUCAUCAGACCAAGCGGGCUUCCCAUACACCACGGGGCUCAACCCAUGACCUCCUCCUCCUCGUCCCAUCCCUAAUCUUUCCUAAAUCUGUCGCAAUUUCGCCCUGAAAGGAAAAAAACAGGAGGGUUGUAUUGGUUGUGAAGAAUACAAAACUAAACGUCCCUGGAAUUUUUGCCGCUGGUUUGUUUGCCAAAAUGAGGAUAAGAAUUGGGAAGGAGAAAAAAUCUUUCGUGGACUCCACGAAAUAUGUGGAACUCUGUGCCAAGACCAAUCUUUCUUCACAUCAGAUUUUGCAUAGCUCUUUAGGCUUUGGGUGGUGGGAAAGUGCUCACGAAGGAGUCCGGGAGCCUACUUUCUCUUCUCUGGAAGGUUUUGCAAGAUUGGAGGAGAGUGAUAUUUGUGGCAACUGGAGUGGAAAACAGCACCACUGCCACCACUUAUUCCCCUUAAAAGAUGAUGAUGCGAUGGUAAGGAUUCUGGUUCUCUGGAAGAGAGAGAGAGGAGUAGGAAACAUGAAGAAAUAACAUUUCAACAAGCCACAGCCACACUGGCAAAUGUUUUGUCUUUUCCUCCACUAUUGCCAACAACACAAAACAAUUUUACGUGUAUGCAUUGUGUCGGGGAAGGCAGAUCUUUUUGCAAACUCACCCACCAGCUACAUUUCCUCUCGCGAAUUUACUCACUUUAAGUAAUGCCACAUAGUUGGACGAGAUAAAAGCUUCUCUACGUUAGCGAAUAAUAAUAACUUGCACCACCACCAGAACAACAACAUCAAUAGGAAUUCAUUACAUGUGCAGUCAUUACACGCACACAAGAGGAAUGCACACUCACACUCGGUAGGGCAGAAGAUGAACAAGGAAAAUAAGACCAUUUUCUCAAAACCAUUUGUCAGCCCUACCACUAUUUAAGCAAUCGUGUAGCGAAAUGGGACCUGGACGUGAUCAAGUGGAGGAUUAAUUGCGAUGCUCAUCAAACUGUCAAAAUUCAUUGUGCAUCGUCAGCCCGUGUUUCAGGGAGGAGGAGGAGCAGAAACCAGCGUCGCGUUGUCGUCAAGUACCUAUUUACAAUGUCCGUAUAUAUAUUGUUGUGUGUAUAUUUACCGUUAUUUAUUUACCAUUGAGUAUAUCCAGCGUAGAGUAAGUUAUUAGCUUUCACUUCUAGGAGACCAACAGUAGUUUAGUGACAGCCGAUAUUUUUUACGUUAAAUUGUACAGUAAAAGCUCGUCGUCGCUGUUGGACUGACUGCGAAUAACUGAUUGAUGAAGUUGAGUUGAUUGGUUUUUUGGAUGGUCGUGUAGCCAUGCACUACAUGAAAUGAAGGAGGAUGAUGAAGCGUGUGAGUAUGUGUUUGAGUGUGAGUUCUUAUGUGUGUAUAUAAAAAGCCAUAUGGAAGUCUGAAAUUUUUUAACGACGGAUUUUCUGUUUUUUGUCAUUUUGUGAUUGAAACACAAAAGCUUUUGUAAGGUUUUUGUUGGUGGAAGAAGGUUUUUUGGAUUUCAGACUGUCAGAGCAUAGCAGAUCUAGAUCGAAAAGUGUGGGUGAACAACAAUGGACGAAUCUGAGAGCAGUCUUAGCUUGGUACGGUCGACUUAGACGGAUCAAGAGGUCAAAGAGCAAUCAGCGCUGGAUGAAACUGCGCACAACUGUCCAACUAUCCGGCGCCAUUCAGACGAUCCAGCAGAAGAAAGCGCCUCUGAAGAGAGAGGACAGCUUCCUCAAGCGAUUCUCCACCCGACAAAUCCCCGAAGCGCAGGAAACUUUUGAGAUUGGAGAUGACGACGGAUCCGGUGGAGGUGGUGGGGAAUGGUCGAAACAGGGGAGGAAGAAGCGACGCAGUCUUCCACGGUCCGUCGUCAAUCCGGACAGCAACUUCUUUUUCUAUUGGCUGAUGCUCCUGACGACAUGUGUCCUUUACAAUCUCUGGACACUUAUCGUGCGGCAGAGCUUUCCAGAGCUUCAGGCGAAUGCCAGACUCUUCUGGAUCCUGUCGGAUGCAUUUAGUGAUAUCAUAUUCCUACUGGAUGUCGCCGUCCAAUUUCGUACCGGCUACUUGGAGCAAGGACUCAUGGUUUAUCAGACAAAGAAGCUCGCCAAGCACUAUGUCGGAUCUAAGCCAUUUUACCUCGACCUCUUUUCCCUCCUCCCCACUGACCUCUUUCAACUCUACUUUGGGGUCAACCCCAUGUUCAGAUUUCCUCGCUUCCUGAAAGUAUAUCGAAUCUAUAACUACUACUACAUGGUGGAAUCGAGAACCGUGUACCCUAACGUUUGGAGAGUAGUAAAUCUUAUCCACAUUUUACUACUACUUGCUCAUUGGUUUGGCUGUUUCUAUUACCUCAUCUCUGAAGCGGAAGGAUUCGAAGGUCAUUGGGGGUAUCCCAAUCCCAACAACUUUUCAGAGUUUGCCCCCCUCACGAGAAAGUACCUGGGCUCCCUGUACUGGUCAACGCUCACACUCACGACGAUUGGUGACCUUCCUCCUCCACACUCCAAUUGGCAAAAUAUGACGACGAAUAACAUAACGGGGCGACAACGAGCACAAAGUUAUAAGUCGAGACUUCGCUACAUGAGCAGUAACAGUGGGUACCUUUUCACCAUUGUGAGCUACCUUAUUGGAGUCUUCAUCUUUGCCACAAUAGUUGGACAAGUCGGAAAUGUGAUUACAAAUAGAAAUGCAAAUAGACUCGAGUUCGAAAGGCUACUGGAUGGGGCCAAGACAUACAUGCGUCAUCACAAAGUUCCACGCAACAUGCAGCGCAGAGUGCUUCGGUGGUACGAUUAUUCCUGGUCCAGAGGAAGGAUUCAAGGUGGAGGAGAUAUCAAUACAGCCCUGGGACUCCUCCCCGAUAAGCUAAAGACUGAGUUAGCCCUCCAUGUUAAUUUGAGUGUUUUAAAGAAAGUCACCAUCUUCCAAGAGUGUCAACCAGAAUUCCUUCACGACCUUGUGCUCAAGAUGAAAGCCUAUAUAUUUACUCCGGGAGAUCUUAUCUGCCGGAAGGGAGAAGUAGCUCGGGAAAUGUUUAUUAUUGCUGAUGGGAUACUAGAAGUGAUAAGUGAAACUGGAAAAGUUUUAACCACGAUGGAAGCCGGAAAUUUUUUUGGGGAGAUUGGUAUUCUAAAUCUGGACGGAUUGAAUAAACGCACAGCCGACGUCCGAUCAGUCGGAUACUCUGAACUAUUUAGCUUAUCACGAGAAGACGUCCUCGCCGCAAUGAAAGAUUAUCCAGAAGCUCAAGAAAUACUUCAAACCCUGGGUCGCAAGAGGCUCAUGGAGGCGAGAAAGUCAUCCGGACCGGCAGUACCCAAGAAGGUGAUCGAGCCUAAGAAAGGAUCUCCCGUCCCAGGCGUCGUAACGUCAGGCCUUAUUCAGAGUUCAAGUACCUACUCCAACAAGGACGUUGUCGCCGUGGAGGUAGACACCACCACGAGGAAGAGGAUCGUGGAAAAGUUGCGCAGUGAUGUGAAAGGGCUGAGAAAUGCGAUAAGGAGAAGUAGAAGGAGCAAUUCUAGCAAAGAGGAAUCCAGUGACCCCGAAUCUUGCACGGUUGACGGAGAACAACCCUCGUCAUCUGGCCGCAGCCGUAAGGAGAGUUCUGCCAGUGUGCGUGGCGACGGCACAAAAUCCUUCCCUCCACCUCGUGGCGUCCUGAAACGAAUGCACAACGUGGUCCUUAGCGACGAAAAGGAACCGUCCUCCCCCUCCACCCCCACCACAAGUAUACCCCUCAGUCUCAAAUCCGUUCUCAGCGCAGCCACAAAACGAGUCCAACUUCCUCGUGCCCCCUCAAUAUCUCACCCCCCACCAGCCCCAGCAGCAGUCGAAACGCAAGAACUGAUUGGUGCCGGCCUCCCCCUCAUACAACGACUACGCCUUCUCCGACAAAAGGAAGAACGGGAAAAGAAGCAGGCAGAAGAACGUGACGCCCUACUCAAAAUGCUCAUCCCUUCGAAUCUCUCCAUCUCAUCCCCAACCUCGUCACCCCCCAACCUACAAACCACGAGGGCUGCGGUGGAAACUUAUCAAAAAGCCUCCUCCGCCAUCCCACUCGAAUCUCACCAACAUCCAUUGCCUUUCUCUGCCCAGCUCAGACAAGGCGACCACCAACAACGUGGCAGCGUGUCCUCUGCGGAAGGGCCGGGUUCUGGCUACUCGUCCCCUGCUUCUUCCUCUCUUCCCCUCUUGGGAACCUUCAGUCCCAAGUCUGCCUCCCUCCUCAUAGGUGAAGCUGCAGCAGCAGCAGUGCUCAAAGUCACGACAGCUGAGUCUUCCAAAUCUACAAUAUCCACAAAUCCAUCCUCCUUUCCUCCAGUGUGGACGGCAUCCCCUCCACGAGGUCCGUUAGCAAAUAUGCCCUCCUCCUCCUCUUCCUCCUCACAGCGACGUCAGGAAGAUAAUGAAGAAGACCUCACCGAGGACAGUUCUUUAGUUUCACACUAUGUCGCAGCAGGGACGGAUGGUGAAAGACCCUCUGGCUUGCGUUUAAGACAGCAACUCAGCGCGAGUAAAAACUACGGGUCAGUGGAUGAUCUAUCUCCAGAAUUUUCAAGACUUCCAUUCAUCAAAAAACUAAAAAUUUUAAAUGAGCGACAAAAAAUUGCAGAACUGUUGAUGACCAAGUCAGCCAACAGCGUCCUGACUCGGAGCACGAGUGAAGGGUCGAAUGAAAAUCCGUCCGUCCCUGGAGAACUGCUCGUCGGCCCAGAUGCAGAACUCCUCCUCCACUCGGUUCACCUUGGGAGGAGGACGCAAUCACACCGAGAAGGCCAGCAGGUCGGAGAUAAUGAAGACGUAUCAGUUCAACAGUCCCCCUUGAUCUCACCACCACUCACCAGCCCCCACUCGAAGGAUGAGUACGCAACACAACCACCACGCCCAAGCACUAGCGAUACUACUUCCACUCACUCUGCAAAACGAAAGCGACGCAAGAAACCCGGCAGUCGGAAUAACAACAAAGGAGGCAAGAAACCGGAUGGGAACGAGGGCUCUACGGAAGAUUCGUCCUCCUCCCCACCAGCCGAGGAGGACAAUGAAACCCCCGAACGACGCAAUUUGAAAAGUAUACUAAAGAAAUUGGCCCAAUUUGAAGAUCAGGAAGAAGGUGAAGAGCAUGAGAAGGAGAAAGAGCUACUCAAGUCUCAAACCAUCCUUGGCUACGCAGCCAGACAUCGUAAGUACACAAAAAACGUAACAUUUCACCGUCAAGGAGUUACUCUACGUUCUCCUGAUGAACUGCCCACUUCAUCUUCUUCGCCCCCCGCGCCUACUCCCCCUCUACAUCUUCCCUCAAUUUCAGCUCUCGAGACUCAGCAGCCGGAAACUUCUCUGCCUCCUCCCGUGACGGCCAGUGUCGUCCUUCACUCUGUGACCCAAACCACCACCACCACCGCCACGGCCAGGGUUGACCCCAACUCUCCAUUUACCCAAGAGAACAUCAAGACGCUUAGCAGCCUUUUGGUCCAAACCACUCAUCCAGUCAAGACCACAGAGUUGGAGAAAACGACGACAACUUCACCCCCGGUCCACUACCAUGGACUAAACUUUGCUCAAGAGGAAUGCAUCGGGAGUGUAGUGAUAGGACUCAGAACUAUUAUCGAGACCAAGCUCGACGAGAUUCGUGCCCAUUUCCAAAGCCGCUUCGACACUUUGGAACAAGAGGUGAAACGACGGGAUCAACUCAUCACUCUGCUCCACGAGAGGAUACAAGAGCUCGAGUGCUACGGCGACCAUGGUCACUCGAGCACGAGCGUGGCAGCCUUGUUACGCCAAUGCCUUCCCCACAAUCACAUUGAUCGAGAGGAAGGGAGCAGUGAUGAUGACGACAUCGAAUAUCAACGUGGCGAUGCGUCCCUCCUAUUCAGCAGGGGAGACUCGAUCGACACAGUGAUCAGUGCUCAAGAGUAUUUCGAUGAUGAUGAUGUUUUUGAAAGAGAGGCCCACACUUCCGCCUCUCAUGGAAAGAAACAACAGCCGAAAGCUCGGAAACAGCAGCAGGAGAAAGGGUUCACCUCCAACUUUGUGGGGGGCAGUUGGGGUCACACUUCGCCACCAUCAGGAGGAGCAGAAAAAGCGAGUUCGCUACGGACAAGUCAAGUCGAACCACCGGCCCCAUGGCAGCUGGAAUUUCAUCGAGAUCGAGACUCCCUCCCACCACCAAAUAGAAAUGGGGGGUCGGGGGCACGAGAGGAUGAUGUCAGGUUGGAUAUGACGGGUCAAGCUUCCACCUCCGAGUACGAGUCCACUUCUGAAGACGAUAACGAAGCCAGCAGUGGAAUUCAACUUACUGAGACCAAGGUUUCAUUGGAUGACGAUGAUGACGAUGAGGAGGAAGAAGUCGAAGAGGACGGAGACGACGACUUUGACAAUAAGGACUGGGAAAUCCAGCUGCUCGCAAAGGAAAUGGAGAAACGGGAGGAACUAAAAAAGACCCAGUUGGCAACUACGGCCGCAUCUUCCGCCGUUGUGGAUGAAAUGAGAGAGCUGGAGAAUGAAAUUGAAGAAAUGACUGCCGCCGUCACCACGGGAUCACUUUCACCCUCAGAACUUGACAUGCUCGAGUCCAUGCUACAAACAAAGACGAAAAGAAUGAAGGCGUUGGUGAAAGCGUUGAGUGUGGAGAGCAGCUCUGUUCAUGCGGAAGUUGGUUCUUCCAAGUCCAAAGUGGGGCGAAGUUAUGAUGACUUUCGUAGAGGUUCUGCCAGUUCGGGGGGUGGACCGUCGGGAUACAAACCACUGGUGAAGGGUCAGACCACUGGGUCUACCGAGAGUCGGUCAGGUGCAGGUUUCUUUUCGCGCAGUGGUGGGACUGGUAAUCUCAAGAGGCAGAGCAGUUUGUACGAGCGCACCUUAAAAGGAAAAUCUGGAGGAGGAAGUGAUUCCGGGAGGAGAGAAAGUGCAGGGGCAAUUAUUACGGGAAGUGUUGGCGGAGCAAAUAAAGGUCAACAACGAAAGCAAUCAUUUCUGUCCAGGUUUAGCAUGGUCCGUCAAUUCAGUUCAAAGUUAGGGUCUGGAUCCCAACAGGAGUCGUUGGAUGAUGAAAAUGCGUCGCAACAGCAUGAAAUACCAACCCUGUCAUCAAAAUCAGGGGACGAGAAGAAGGAAACCUCCACGACCACCACGACCCUGUGCUCUCCAAGGAAGGAUACCAGUGUUGGAUUGGAAGAGAUGAGUGCGAAGGGAGAAAGUGAUCCCUCCUUGUCAAAAGGGGACGGUUGUGAUAUUCGUGCCAUGAGGAAAUCUGGAGAACAGAUUGCAACGAGUAGUGAUCAAAACUACGAGGAGUGUCAACCAUUACUUACUAAAUGAGCCUUACUGAAAUUGUGGUGCGUAAUUGUAAUUAGUUAAUAUGAUUCAUUUGGUAAAUUAAUAAAAUCGCAAAUUAUGAAUUA